This is a messenger RNA of Scophthalmus maximus (turbot), 4291 nucleotides long. It is a transcript of the gene plb1, whose product is annotated as phospholipase B1. Gene Ontology annotation, biological process: phospholipid metabolic process. The record is from RefSeq and is a predicted model, not a curated record. The transcript has 45 exons. NCBI's taxonomy places the organism in Eukaryota, Metazoa, Chordata, Actinopteri, Pleuronectiformes, Scophthalmidae. The coding region runs from base 371 to 3679 and encodes 1102 amino acids. Gene Ontology annotation, cellular component: brush border membrane. Gene Ontology annotation, molecular function: phosphatidylcholine lysophospholipase A1 activity; retinyl-palmitate esterase activity; A2-type glycerophospholipase activity.
CGCUGUGGCUUCUCCAGUGGCAGCCACAGCGGCCACUUACCUGCGGCUGCAGGUGCCACUGUUUGAGGCAGCAGUCACCGACCAGCCGCUGUUUGUGUGGUAUACUGGGAAAAGUUUUAAACCUGAAGUGAAGUGAGUGGUUGGUGUGGCUCCCACCGGAAAAGCCACCGUGAGCUGCAGCAGGCACGAUAUGAGCCAGCCCCUGCUGCAUCAACGACGAUGGAUUCAAUAAAAAACACCAGUGAACUGUACUUUAACUGUCAGCGAGGGCUUACACUCAUUCUUUCUCUGAGGCUGAGGGAGGAAAAGAGGAGGGCAUUGUACAAACCCCUCAGUGUGUACAACACUCAGUAUCUCAUACAGUACCAUCAUGACCACAAGAUGUGCGCUCCUGAUUCUGGCAGUCCUUGCUGGAUCCUUUGGUCACUUUACAGACACUGUCAACACUGAUGUAAGAGAAAAUGAACAAUCAACAGAAAAUUCAGAGAAGGCAGAAAGUUACAUGUCAAUACUUUGCUCACCAAUACCUGGAGCUCCAUCCUCCUCAGUCGAUGCGCUCAGACCUGCGGAUAUCUCGGCUGUUUACACCUUGGGCAUGCCGCUGUCACACAGGCACGAGGCGUCCAGAGUGUUCAGUAGACUAACUGAGUUGCUGUCCAUGUUUACUCCUGAAAUUAUACGUCAGUCUGUGGGCCAAACCUCAUUGCAGCCCAGGAGUUUGUUGGAGGAGGCUGAAGAGCUGUCUCUGACCCUGUCACAUCAGGACUCAGACUGGAAGUUCGUGCUUCUGUUUGUCCCGGCAGAUUCCCUGUGUGCCUGUUCACCACAUGUUGCUGCAGAUGUUGACGCUGUUGUUCAGGAUGUGGAAGCAUCUCUGCAGACACUGCAAAAUAUUUCGCAUCACGCUUUGGUUCAUGUCACAGUGUGGAGCACAUAUGAUCAGCAAGACAAGCGGUGUGAGUGUAUGAGAGAUGAAAGCAUAAACCGACGAUUACACAAAGCAACACUUCUAAAAACACUGCAGGACUCUUUAGGUCGCGUCUUGGAAAACCCAAGGUGGCACAGCAAGAGUGCAGCGGACUUCACCGCCAUGCUGCAGUCUGCUCCAGUCAUCCUCCAACCCAGCCCAGAUUCCGACAACACGAGGUCUGAAAUUAACCAACUCGCUCUUCAGCUAUGGACAAACAUGCUUCAGCCAAUGACAGAUCAGACAGAGCUCACGGACAACAGUGUCGUCGCUAUUCCUUGCCCGACCCAGGAACAACCUUUCCUGCGGACACAGACAAAUUCCCCCUCCGACAGAGAAAAGACAGUUUACAAUGAAGCCUCCACACUAGCAGAUCUUGUCAUGGGUACUGAGGUGCCUUGCACAGACCGCAGUCCAUCUCCCAUCACUCCAGGUUCAGUUCAUGAACUCAGACCUGGAGAUAUCAAGGUGGUGGCAGCAGUAGGCGACUCUUUGACAGCAGCCAAUGGUGUGGGUGCCAAGGCAGACAACCUUCUGUUAGUGAUCAAUGAGUACAGGGGACUGUCAUGGAGCAUUGGUGGUGAUGAAAACAUUACUUCUGUAACCACUCUGCCAAAUAUCCUGAGGGAGUUUAGCUCGAACCUGACUGGCUUCUCAGAGGGAGUAGGCAGCGAGGACAGUCCCAAGGCCUUUCUCAACCAGGCCGUGGCCGGAGCUAAGAGUGGUGAUAUGGUGCGACAGGUGCGCGUUCUAGUGGACAAAAUGAAAGAAGACGUGCGCAUUGAUUUCCACAAUGACUGGAAAGUUAUCACCAUGUUUAUUGGAGGCAAUGACUUGUGUGACUUCUGCACAGACAGCGUUAUUUUCUCGCCCAGGAACGUUGCCAGUCGUAUCCGCCAAGCUCUGGACAUACUCCACAGUGAAGUGCCCCGAGCCAUUGUCAAUCUAAUAGAGCUGUUAGACAUUGUACCACUGCGUGAUCUGCACAGAGAUAAGUCUCUGGGCUGUCCCACCUGGUUUGUGGGCUUAAUUUGCCCCUGUGUACUGAAACCUAAAGAGGGAUCCUCUGAACUCCACAAGGUCGAAGACUUCAACAGAGCUUAUCAGCGCGCAAUGAGAGAGCUACUCGACUCUGGGCGUUAUGACACACGCGACAACUUCACCGUGGUGCUGCAGCCCUUCAUGAGAGACAUUGUCCUUCCCAAGCUAGAGAACGGCCGGCCCGAUCGCUCGUUCUUUUCACCCGACUGUUUUCAUCUCAGCCAGAAAGCUCACACUCUCAUGGCUCGUGCCCUUUGGAACAACAUGUUAGAGCCAGUGGGAAACAAGACUGUUACACAAGACUUUACAGCAGGCAUUGACUUGAAGUGCCCCUCUGAGACCAGCCCAUUCUUCAGGACUGCCGUCAACAGCAACUACACCUUCCCAGGCCCUCCACCCACUCCUGCUCCUGUCACAAACUGGGGAAGUGACUUCUCCUGUGUAAACACAGCUCCGUCCAACUCUGUGCCGACCUCAGCUCACAUGGUGCGGCCUGCAGACAUCAAGGUGGUGGCUGCUCUGGGAGACUCUUUAACAACUGGGUUUGGUGCUAAGGCAAAAAGCCUGCUGCAGCUAAGAACCGAGUACAGAGGAGUGUCAUGGAGCAUCGGGGCAGACAGAACUCUUGAAACGGUCACAACUUUACCCAACAUCCUGAAGAAGUUCAAUCCUACAAUCAAAGGAGCGUCAAAGGGACAAGGUAAAAAGCAGACUGGCUUCAACGUGGCAGUGCGAGGGGCUAAGAUAUCAGCCAUCCCAGGACAGGUCCGACAGCUGAUUGAUACCAUGAAAAAUGAUUCUUCAGUGGAUUUCCUCAAUGACUGGAAGCUGGUGACCCUUUUCAUCGGAGGCAAUGACCUGUGUCAGUACUGCAACGACCGGGCCUCCUUGUCAGCUCAGAACUACAGCCAUCAUAUGAUGACAAGCUUGGACCUUUUGUACAAAGAGGUUCCCAGGAUGAUAGUCAAUGUCGUGGAAAUCUUGGAAAUCGAAGGCCUUCGCACAAUCAAAAAGGAUAGUUUUGGGUGCAACGUGUUACAAACGUUCGUCUGCCCAUGCUUCUUACUACCAGGAGCAGAUUCCCCAGAGCUGGCUGAAGUAAAACGAUUAAAUCGGGAACUGCAGGUUGAGACAGAUAAAUUGGUGUACGGAGGCCGCUAUGAGGGCAGAGAGGACUUUGCUGUGGUUGUGCAGCCCUUUUUUCAAAACUCUAUUGUUCCUGUGAAUGCUGACGGCAGGCCUGACCACACCUACUUCUCUGAGGACUGUUUCCACUUCAGUGAACGGGGACAUGCUGACAUGGCUGUAGCUCUGUGGAAUAACAUGUUCGAGCCAGUGGGUAAAAAACAGACAUACAACAAUUUCACAAAUGCCAGAAACAACAUCAGAUGCCCCACUGAGGAGCAUCCAUACAUCUUCACCAAGGUGAACAGCUUGCCAACUUCAACGACCACUGCAGCACCCAAAACCGACAGCUCCACGACGCACAACAUAGCCCAGCCCCUCACCCCUGAUUGCUCGGACAGCGUGCCAGUGUGGCUCGCCGCAGUUCUGCCGGUCAUUGGUCUUCUGAUUGGCUGCGCUGUCACUUGGCUCAUCCUCUCGUGCAGAGCCAAAAGAAGCAAGAGGAUGAGGUCGGCUGAAGUGGAGAUGAGGGUCACAGGGUUUUAAUGUGUCGCCUACUCUUUUUUGUUUUUUUGCGCUGAACUGCAGAAAAAUGAGGAAAAUGACAAAAUGUCAUUUUUAAUGGUUGUAGAAAGCACAAUGUGAUGAUAAGGCAGUUUUUAACGAUAAAACAUGAUAAGAUAGCCCUGUCUGCUAUGUCUAGAGAAGUAAAUUAUUGUCCACACAGCAAAUAUUACUGGUUGCAGAGGUGAAAGAGGUGGAACGAUUUUAGUAAGGUGUCUUUGAGUUUUUAGUCCUCAUGAAGGAUGGUUCCCUUCACAUUUUCAUAUCACUGCUGUAUUAAGCUGUAAGGCGUAUUUAAAUGUUGUAGCUGGUCUAACAACUGACUUCAUGAAACAAUACAACCCACAACCAUGCACUCUCAAUCAAACACAGGUUUCAUUUGCAAAAAUAAAGACUGAGCUUUUCUGGCUUUACAUUAACUUAUUCCUGCUGAUGUAUUUUUAAUUUUAUUAAAAUAAGUCAAGUUGUCAGAUGAAUGUGUAUGAGUAACAUAUACAAUACUUGCAAAUGAUUUGUUUGUUUUUUGAAAAAUAACCUUAGCCUUUGAUUGUAACUUUUGUCUUAUGGUUAUUUGAAAUAAAUUAUUACCAAUAA